Messenger RNA from Fusarium verticillioides 7600, 507 nucleotides. RefSeq lists its product as hypothetical. The coding region runs from base 1 to 507 and encodes 168 amino acids. NCBI's taxonomy places the organism in Eukaryota, Fungi, Ascomycota, Sordariomycetes, Hypocreales, Nectriaceae. The record is from RefSeq and is a predicted model, not a curated record. Gene Ontology annotation, biological process: carbohydrate metabolic process. The transcript has a single exon. Gene Ontology annotation, molecular function: hydrolase activity, hydrolyzing O-glycosyl compounds.
AUGCGCUCGACUUCCAACUAUGUUUGGGAUACGGUGGAAAACUACCCAGCUGGCCACGUGGAGAGCAUUAUGACUCUUAACAAGGAGAUACAUUAUCGCGAGGGUCUCUACGCCGGGUACCGUCAACAGUCACUUCAGACAUACACCCCGCGUUUCGCUUUUGGCCAUGGACUGUCAUACACCGCAAUCAGCUGUUCUAUCAAGAGCCCGGCUUUGUCUGCAUUUGGUCCGCGUCAAGAAAUGGUAAAGGUCAGUGUAGAAAUUCGAAACACUGGGUCGAUGGCUGCCAGUCAGACUAUUCUCCUUUCCAUCGAAGCUUUGGAGCCAGCGACACCAAGACCAAGCGUAGAGCUACGAGCAUUGGCAAAGACGGAAGUUCUAGAGCCGGGAACUUCCCAAGAUAUGGAUUUCUGCUUGAAAGUUCUCAACUUCUCGUAUUGUGAUGUCAAAGGCCAUCUUUGGCGCGUUGACGCGGGAAAUUACAUGAAAGCAGGGCGAACUCCAUAA